GGCUCCGGAGGGGCGGGCGGGUUCCACCCCCGGCUGGCCGCGCGCCCGCGCCUCCCAAUUCCCGGAGCAGGGCGCGGGCUCCCGGCGGCAGUCGGCGGCUCCGCUCCCGCCUGGGCGUCUGGGCUCUGGGCCAGGGCGGGCUGGGAGCGGCGGCGGCGGCGGCUCGGGGCCGCGGAUCCCACGGAGGGCGGCGGCCUGGGCCAGCCAAGCCAUGGCGGCUCCGGAGCCGGCGCCGAGGCGGGGCCGGGAGCGGGACCGGGAGCGGGAGGAUGAGAGCGAGGACGAGAGCGACAUCCUGGAGGAGAGCCCUUGCGGCCGCUGGCAGAAGCGGCGGGAGCAGGUGAACCAGGGGAACAUGCCAGGGGUCCAGAGCACCUUCCUGGCCAUGGACACUGAGGAGGGGGUGGAGGUGGUGUGGAAUGAGUUGCACUUCGGGGACAGGAAGGCUUUCGCAGCCCAUGAGGAGAAGAUCCAGACCAUGUUUGAGCAGCUGGCCCUGGUAGACCACCCCAACAUUGUCAAGCUGCACAAACACUGGCUGGAUGCCUCGGAAGCCCGGGCACGGGUCAUCUUCAUCACCGAGUACGUGUCGUCAGGCAGCCUCAAGCAAUUCCUCAAGAAGACCAAGAAAAACCACAAAGCCAUGAACGCCCGGGCCUGGAAGCGCUGGUGCACACAGAUCCUGUCGGCGCUCAGCUUUCUACACGCCUGCAACCCCCCCAUCAUCCACGGGAACCUGACCAGCGAUACUGUCUUCAUACAACACAAUGGCCUCGUCAAGAUUGGCUCUGUGUGGCACCGCAUCCUCUCCAAUGCACUCCCAGAUGAUCUCCGGAGCCCUAUCCGUGUGGAGCGUGAGGAACCACGGAACCUGCAUUUCUUCCCACCAGAGUACGGCGACGUGGCUGACGGCACUGCCGUGGACAUCUUCUCCUUUGGGAUGUGUGCACUGGAGAUGGCUGUGCUGGAGAUCCAAGCCAAUGGAGACACCCGGGUCACAGAGGAGGCCAUCACUCGCGCCAGGCACUCACUCAGCGACCCCAACAUGCGGGAGUUCAUCCUCUCCUGCCUGGCCCGGGACCCCAGCCGGCGGCCCUCAGCCCACAACCUCCUCUUCCACCGCGUGCUCUUCGAAGUGCACUCCCUGAAGCUCCUGGCCGCUCACUGCUUCCUCCAGCACCAAUACCUCAUGCCUGAGAACGUGGUGGAGGAAAAGACCAAGGCGGUGGACCUGAAUGCAGUCCUGGCGGAGCUUCCCCGGCCGCCCCGGCCCCCACUGCAGUGGCGGUACUCAGAGGUCUCCUACCUGGAGCUUGACAAAUUCCUGGAGGAUGUCAGGAAUGGGAUCUACCCGCUGAUGAACUUUGCCGCUGCUCGACCCCUGGGGCUUCCCCGAGUGCUGGCCCCACCGCCUGAGGAGACCCAGAAGGCCAAGACCCCGACACCGGAACCUUUUGACUCAGAGACCAGAAAGGUGAUCCAGAUGCAAUGCAACCUGGAGAGAAGUGAGGACAAGGCCCGCUGGCAUCUCACUCUGCUUCUGGUGCUGGAGGACCGGCUGCACCGGCAGCUCACUUACGACCUGCUCCCAACGGACAGUGCCCAGGACCUUGCUGCCGAGCUGGUACACUAUGGCUUCGUUCACGAGGAUGACCGGACCAAGCUGGCUGCCUUCCUGGAAAGCACCUUCCUCAAGUACCUUGGAGCUCAGCCGUGACCUCCCAACCCCAGCCCCUAGGGACCAGCCCUGGCAGCCCGCAUGGGGAAGCUCAGCAUUGGCCCAGGGUUCAGAGGACCAGAGGCUGUCCUCUGCUUACAUGCUGGGGGCUGAUGACCAAACACCUGCCUUCUACAGCUUCCAAGGAGGCCCUGGAGUGGGGUGGGGAAGGUGGUGGCUUUGGAGCUACAGGGGGACGAUCAGGGGGUGAAGGAGCCUAGGUUGGGGGUCAGGGGAGUCGUUAGGUCCCACAUGUCCUUAGGAUCAGGAUCCCCCCCCCACCUAGCCAGCUUCCACAACUCAGAAUCCUUUCCCGUGUCCACCAUUUCCUGGCCAGAGCUCUCCCCCCACCCCAGGAUAUCCGGCCAGUGAUUGUACCUUCAGCAUGGGGGAGGCUGCCCCUCAGGGAAGCCCAGUGCUGAGGGUGGGGGACCCGUGUUCUGGACAGAUGUCUGGCCAGGGAAAUGCUCCACCCCCUGUUGGAACCACAGACCCACGUGAGGAACCCCCACAUUAAGCCAGUGGCACCACACCUGCAGACGUCAGGCACAGUGCUGGGCACAGGACAGGGCCACAACCUGGCAGGAGAAGCAGUUGACAGAGAAGUUUCCAGGAGCCCAAGUUCAUAGUUUGAUGUGGCCUCUGCACAGCCCUCCAACCGCUGCCCAGUGCAGACCCGCCAUGGAGCCCCCUUCAGACUUUCCACUGCUCUGAGACAGGGAUCUGCCAGCCCUCUGCAGAUACUCUCUGGUCCCUGCACCCCCCCUCCAAAGGGCUCUUUUCUCUUCCAUUCCCUGGCCUGGAUGGGUUGGGCUCGGGCAGAUACCCGCUCUUCACUGUGCCUCCUCUCAAACCCAUUACCCCCUUUGUUACCUCCCUCACCUCUUCCCAUGGCGGCUGCCUCCCAGGUCCUGAGACUGUCAGCUCCUGAUUCCCCGUCUCUCCCCCUCAACUCCUUCCCACCCCUCAUUGCCCUGGCCUCAUUUCUCCCAGACUGCCUCCCCUCCGUCUUCAAAUUGAGUUAAACAUUCUUAAACAUUUUAAAUCGCAUGUAUACAUUUAGUGCGUUCAGAUUCCUUUUUAAGUAUUUCUAGUAUCAAAUCAGGAAAGCCCACGGUUGCAUUAGUUCUCUGUCGUUGCUAUAAGAAUUUACCACAAACUUAGUGGCUUAAAAUACCACAAAUUUAUUAUAGUUCUGCAGGUCAAAAGUCUGGUACAGGUCUCACCAGACUAAACUCAAGCUGUUAGCAAGGCUAUGUUCCUUUCUGGAAGUUCUAGGGGAGCCUAGAGCCAUUUCCUAGGUUUCCAUUUUCUGUUCCUUCAGCUUGGGUCUGCAGGUGUCAGGCAUGGUGCAAGCUGUGGGCACUGGGCAGGAAUUCAUUUCCUUGCAAUGGUAGGGCCAAGGUCCCCAUUUUCUUGCCCUGAAAGAAACUGAAGGUCAUUGUCAGCUUCCACAGGCACCACAUUCCUUGGCUCACGUACCCAUCUUCCAUCUCCAAAGCCAGCAACAACUAGUUAAGUCUUUCUCAUGAACCGUCUGUCUGGUUUUUUGCAGCCAGGAAAGCCUCAUGUAAUUAGGUUGGGUCUACCUGGAUAAUCCAGAAUAAUCUCCCUACCGCAAGGUUCCUUAAUCAUACCUACAAAAUCCUUUUUGCCAUAUAAAGUAACAUUCACAAGUUCUGGGGUUACAGCACGGACAUCUUGGAGGGAAGGUGUCCUUUCUCCACCUACCACAUUGCCCUAACCAAAAACCAAACCAAAACCAAGUUACCAAGGUGUCUCAAAUAAAUUAAAUGUACAAACAUG
This is a messenger RNA of Neofelis nebulosa (Clouded leopard), 3523 nucleotides long. It is a transcript of the gene NRBP2, whose product is annotated as nuclear receptor binding protein 2. NCBI's taxonomy places the organism in Eukaryota, Metazoa, Chordata, Mammalia, Carnivora, Felidae. The transcript has 18 exons. Gene Ontology annotation, molecular function: protein serine/threonine kinase activity; ATP binding. The coding region runs from base 212 to 1717 and encodes 501 amino acids. Gene Ontology annotation, cellular component: cytoplasm; endomembrane system. Gene Ontology annotation, biological process: endoplasmic reticulum to Golgi vesicle-mediated transport; intracellular signal transduction; protein phosphorylation. The record is from RefSeq and is a predicted model, not a curated record.